AUGGAGGUAUUUCAGAACUUAUUCCGACAGCUGGGAGGCAGCGGCGAUGCUCAAGUUGAGAAAAAGAGCAGCCUUACGGCGUGCCGAAGGCUCCCUUUUAAGGGCAACCCCGAGUAUUGUCCAUUGGCCAGAAGUGGUCAUCGUAUGUUCUGCGACGGAAACUUCAUGUACAUAAUUGGCGGCUACGAUAAAGGGACCGGCGAUGGGGGCUUCAUUUUCAAAGAGGUGUGGAGCUAUAGUCUAUUUACAAAACGGUGGAAGAGAUUGCCAUGGCCGGAAAAUGGGCCCGGAAACCUGGCUUCACAUGCAGUCGCACAAAUGUCUGAUUGGGGCAACGAGGUGGUGCUGUAUGGCGGAUCGGCGCUACCAUUCGGUGAUACGAAUUCCAACGAGGUGUCUUUGGUCACAGCAGCCAGCCAAACCAACUGCCUUCGCUUUGACAAGAUCACGACACCGAGCAGCGCUCCGGCUCUCUAUGGACAUGCAAUGUGCCGUUCCCAAACUGAGCGAGACGUGUUUUAUGUCGUGGGCGGUACGACGGGGCGCGCCUAUUUUAUGAACGUGUGGAUGGUGCGAAUUGUGGACGGUAAAGGCGAAUGGGAGAUGAUCAGCCCCGGGGACUAUCAACACGAAGGGUUGUACCGAUUAGAAAUCACCCAUGACGAGGUCAGCGAUCGGAUUUUUAUGCUGGGAGGCGGCAACACACAAUGGGUCGACACAUUUGACGAGCUGAACGCCUUUAACUUGAAAACGCGGCAAUUCGAGGUCGUGACAACAAAAACUGAUCAGCGGACAAGGCGCUACCCGAAGGAAAGAAGGGCACAUUCGUUGGUGCGCUACGACCGGAAACUUUUCAUGGCUGGCGGGCUAACACACGAAGAAGUGAAUGAAGGGGACGUCAUACCGGAUGGCACGGUGCUCGGCGACAUUUGGGCGUUCGAUUUGGAUACGCUGACUUGGACAGAGCUGGGCCAUCUUAUCAUCCCCGUUUAUUUCCACGAUGCGGCAGUGACGAAGGACGGCCGGAUGAUAAUCUGGGGUGGUGUGACCAGAGCCUUCACUGAUGAGAGAACGAACCAAGGACAGUAUUUGUAUGUUACACCACCAAGUUUGCGCUCACUGGCGACAACCGCUGUUCUUGAACAGGCUCCAGAGAAAGAGGAUUAUUGUUGGGACGACACACACUCCCUGCUGUCACAAUGUGCCCUGGAGGCUGAAGAG
Molecule: messenger RNA, 1221 nt
Organism: Mesorhabditis spiculigera
Lineage: Eukaryota; Metazoa; Nematoda; Chromadorea; Rhabditida; Rhabditidae
Source: the annotation of a GenBank genome assembly